Messenger RNA from Echinostoma caproni, 660 nucleotides. Lineage: Eukaryota; Metazoa; Platyhelminthes; Trematoda; Plagiorchiida; Echinostomatidae. The record is from the annotation of a GenBank genome assembly.
UAUCAGAAAGUCGAGGCUGUUGAACGUGAGUAUGAAGACCUCCUUGGCAGCCCGAAUUUUCUCGGUAUCAAACAACUUCUGGAUCGUCAGAAUGCCUUGAAAUACCGACUUGGUCAUCUUGGAAAGUUGGAGGUUGCAGGCCCAGGAUUCAUAAAUAUUUGGGUUUCUAAGACCUUCGUAGCUCACGAAAUCUACAAGAUCCUGAAGGCUGGAGUGCAACCACCCAAAAUCCCUCACAACUAUUCGGUUAUCAUAGACAUGUCCUCCCCAAAUAUUGCUAAAGAAAUGCACGUUGGACAUCUGAGGUCGACUAUCAUCGGUGAUAGCAUUUCUCGGUUGCUAUCGUUUUUGGGUCACCGUGUGCUUAAAAUAAAUCACAUUGGAGAUUGGGGCACUCAGUUUGGAAUGCUUAUCGCUCACCUUCAAGAAAUGUUCCCGAACUCGGAUUCGGCCCCACCAAUCGGGGACUUACAAGCGUUCUAUAAAGUCUCAAAAGCGCGAUUCGAUUCAGAGGAGGAUUUCAAGACUCGUGCGUACAACGCCGUAGUUAAGCUUCAAAGCCACGACCCAACCCAUAUUCGAGCUUGGGAACAAAUAUGUGCGAUUUCUCGUAAAGGUAAUCUCCGAAACAAAUCCCCACUUUCACCUUGCAUGCCUUAA